ACGUGCCAAAAGUAAAUACCCAUAAUUUCCUUCCCAACUUUCAUCUAAUCCCGCGUUUCUCUCUCUCUCCUCUGAUUGGGGUUGGUCAUAAGUGCGUGGGAGCAGAUGUUUUCAAAGGUUCCACAUGCUAUGGCUUCCCUUCCUUGUUCUAGGGUGGCAACAUCUGUAUAUGGUUUUUGGAAAUGCAAGGUACGAGGUGGGGUUAGUUUAUGGCCUGGAGCAAGGCAACUGUGCCUCAGGAAAGGUCUUUUGUAUGGAUUAAUGCGCUGCUUAUCUAUUCCAUUUAAGACAUUGCAUGGAGCUGGUCAGUCCCUCGGAGUUACACGGCUUCUGUGCAAUGUUUCUUGUAUAUCUACUGCACUGCAAAUUGAAUUGAUUCCAUGUCUUAGGGACAACUAUGCUUUUCUCAUACAUGAUGAGAAUACUGGGACUGUUGGGGUUGUUGAUCCUUCUGAAGCCGUACCUGUUAUCGAUGCACUGACAAAAAAGAAUAGAAAUUUGAAUUACAUACUGAAUACUCAUCAUCAUCAUGAUCACACUGGUGGGAACAUUGAGCUGAAAGAAACGUAUGGUGCAAAGGUGAUUGGCUCAGGAAAAGACAGAGAUAGAAUUCCUGGAAUUGAUAUCGCCUUAAAUGAUGGUGAUAGGUGGAUGUUUGCAGGCCAUGAAGUUCAUGUAAUUGAAACUCCUGGCCAUACAAAAGGGCACAUUAACUUCCAUUUUCCUGAAUCUGGAACAAUUUUUACUGGAGACACUUUGUUCAGUUUAUCUUGCGGGAAGCUUUUUGAAGGAACACCUGAAGAGAUGUUAGCUUCUCUUAAAAAGAUCAUGUCACUGCCAGAUGAUACAAGUAUCUUUUGUGGACAUGAGUAUACCUUGAGCAAUGCAAAGUUCGCGUUGUCUAUAGAGCCAAAUAAUGAAGUCCUUCAAUCUUAUGCUUCACGUGUGGCACAAUUGCGCAACAAAGGGUUGCCAACGAUACCCACGACUCUGAAGUUAGAAAAGUCCUGCAAUCCUUUCCUUCGGGCUUCAAGUACUGAGAUCAGGCAAUCAUUAAAUAUUCCGGCCUCAGCAGACGAUGCUGAAGCUUUGCGCAUCAUCCGCCAAGCAAAGGAUAAUUUUUAGUUUAUCAUUUGUCUGUAGAUAAAGCAGUGUGAUAAGCUAUAGCAGUUGGUUCCAAUCUUUUGGGAUUUUGUUGCUAUAAUGUACUAAAUAGAGCUCUUUUUUAGUUUGUACUUGGGCUAUACGAGGAUGGCAAAUCCAUGGAAUUGCAAUGUUCAUGCCGUUGCUCCAUAAAACAUUUGUUUUUUGGAUUUUCUUGAAAGAAAAAGGCCUGAUCAUCCUCCCUUUUCAAAGCUCUGCUGAUUUUCUUACAA
Chenopodium quinoa (quinoa) is the source of this 1376-nucleotide messenger RNA. RefSeq names its product hydroxyacylglutathione hydrolase 2, mitochondrial-like. NCBI's taxonomy places the organism in Eukaryota, Viridiplantae, Streptophyta, Magnoliopsida, Caryophyllales, Amaranthaceae. The record is from RefSeq and is a predicted model, not a curated record. Bases 106 to 1125 code for a protein of 339 amino acids. Gene Ontology annotation, molecular function: hydroxyacylglutathione hydrolase activity. The transcript is spliced from 9 exons.